Messenger RNA from Cololabis saira (Pacific saury), 308 nucleotides. It is a transcript of the gene atp5f1e, whose product is annotated as ATP synthase F1 subunit epsilon. The transcript has 3 exons. The coding region runs from base 82 to 237 and encodes 51 amino acids. Gene Ontology annotation, biological process: proton motive force-driven mitochondrial ATP synthesis. Gene Ontology annotation, molecular function: proton-transporting ATP synthase activity, rotational mechanism. Gene Ontology annotation, cellular component: mitochondrial inner membrane. NCBI's taxonomy places the organism in Eukaryota, Metazoa, Chordata, Actinopteri, Beloniformes, Belonidae. The record is from RefSeq and is a predicted model, not a curated record.
UCUAAGGUUGUUUCCUACAGUCAGUCCGUCCAGAGAAGAAGAGCGCAGUACAGCCUGUCCUUGAAGCUACAACACAACAAGAUGGUUGCGUACUGGAGACAGGCAGGCCUAAGCUACAUCCGCUUCUCCGCUAUCUGCGCCAGCGCGGUGCGGGCUGCGAUGAAGCCGCAGGUCAAAGCUGAGGCCAUGAAAGCCGCAGAAGCCAGCGUCAAAGUCAUAAAACCCAAAACAGCGUGAUGUGAAAAGGUCAUGUAGAUAAUUUUCCCUGGUGGUGGAACAUCCUGUCACCCCGCACCCACAUGGAGAAC